Molecule: messenger RNA, 441 nt
Organism: Bombyx mori (domestic silkworm)
Lineage: Eukaryota; Metazoa; Arthropoda; Insecta; Lepidoptera; Bombycidae
Product: cytochrome b-c1 complex subunit 6, mitochondrial
Exons: 3
Coding region: 202-432 (76 amino acids)
Source: RefSeq, a predicted model, not a curated record
CUUUGACCCAAUGUCCUGACCAGUAUCACCAACAUAAAGCAGUUCCCAACACAACUAUUAAUAUUUGUUCAAAUUUUUACUACAUUGUCAAACGUGACACUUUAAAAAGUAUAAGAAUACAAGAUUGAUACAGUAUACAUACAAAGAUUACGUGUAAUUUAACAUUUUUGCAUAAUAUAUUUUGACGGCAUUUUCACCACCAUGAGUGCUGAUAUGUAUAGUUCAAGCGCCACAGAUCAGUUGACGAAGGAACGCGGGAUAUGCAUGGAAAAGAACUGUGACGUAAGACGAGUGUUUAUGACGCUAAAGGAGUGUCAGAACAGAAUCAAGUCUAAGACUUACACAGCGGAGACGUGCCACCAAGAAACUGUGGAUCUAAUUGAAGCCAUAGAUCAUUGCGUCGGCGAUAAGGCUUUUAUUAAAUUUGCAUGAAAUUUUGAA